GAUACACAGCCAUCAGACAAAAAGAGAUCGAGGAACUAAAACUGCGAAAUUUUUUAUAUUGCUUAAUUUUUAUUUGCAAAAUGAAAAAGUACGAUUGACAAAAAGUGUAAACUGGUACGAAGAAAUUUCUAUUGUGGUGUGACGAAUAUUAUGCGCGUGAUUUCCUUUCGCCAAUUUAGGAAAUUAAUUUCGAAGAACUCGGUGUGCCGCGACAAGUUCUUAGCUUUUUUUUUAUUACUAAAGUGUGCGACUUGAUUUUUUUUCUAAUCUACAAUACAAAGCAACAAAAUUAUUGAAAUUGUGUUGCCAAUAUCUGCCUUGACCACCGUAAAAACAACUCAUCGUUGUAAUCGCCACAUUUCAUUUUGCAAUUGCACAGUUUUUUUGUUUCAAUUAGUGGCAUAAACGAAUACGAUUUAGUUUUUCACCAAACUGGCUUUUUGACGUAUAUCGUUGGAAUAAAGCCGCAUCGCUCUAACUCAACGGGGGAAAAAGUGGCCAGCUGCUGCGAAUAAAAACAUUUUUAUUGAAUUACUGAAAUAAAACAUUAAGCAGAAAACUAAAUAUAAAACGAAGCGAAACGGUUAAAUAAUGGCUUCAACGACGAAUAAGAGUGAUACCUCAGUAAGCCAUGAAGUCACAGCUAAUGCCGGGAGCACCACAGCGGAAGGCGAUAUCAACAUGAGCGGUAGCAUCGAAGCGGAGUAUAAUAGAAUUGCCAAUGGUCAGGGCUGGCUUAGAUUCUACCAGGAAAUUCGUGAACAUUGCGAUCGUGAAGCUAGUGAAAAACAAUUUGAAUCUGUUGAAUCAGAGAGAAUACACAAUCGCUGUCUAAACAGAUACAGAGAUGUAAAUCCUUACGAUCAUUCGCGCAUUAUCCUCCGUAAGGGCGGUAUUGACUAUAUUAAUGCAAAUCUUGUUACGCUCGAGCGUGCCGAAAGAGCAUACAUUCUAACACAGGGUCCACUCACUGAAACCGUUGGACACUUUUGGCUAAUGGUAUGGGAGCAAAAUACCAAGGCCAUUCUUAUGUUAAACAAAUUAAUUGAAAAGAAGCAAGUUAAAUGUCAUCAGUAUUGGCCUGAUAGGAAAGGUCCUGAAAAUGCACUAAUUUUGAAUGAAGUUGAGUUGGUUGUUGAAUUUAUUCGUUGUGAAGAGUAUCAGAACUUCUGUCGCAGAUGGUUCAAGCUAACGGAUCUUGAAACGAACACAAGCCGUGAGAUAUUACAAUUCCACUAUACAACAUGGCCGGACUUUGGAAUUCCCAGUUCACCAGUGGCGUUUUUACAAUUUUUAAAACAGGUGCGCGACACGGGUGCACUCGAUGCGAGUGUGGGGCCCGCAAUAGUGCACUGCAGCGCCGGGAUCGGACGUUCCGGCACAUUUUGUUUAGUAGACUGUUGUCUAGUUUUGGUUGAGAAAGAAGGCGAGAACAAGGUUUCUGUACAGGAAGUACUUUAUGAGCUGCGCAGAUAUCGCAUGGGCUUAAUACAGACUGCAGAUCAAUUAUACUUCUCUUAUCAAGCAAUUAUAGAGGGAAUCAAAUUGCUUAAAGAUUCAGAAUUUCUGAAUUACAAGGAGGAGCCAAUCGCUAACAAUGACAAUGAACACGAUCAGUAUGCCACAACUGGUGAGAUGCCACCACCUCUACCGCCACGUACACAUUCCCUACCACUGCCAAUGGCCGGCUGCAGCACUGCCGGUGUACUAUCGUUCAGUCAACUCGGCAAGCCAUUACCAAAAAUACCGGCUAGCGCAAGUUUCAGUGACGAACUAUACGGCAUGACCGCCAGUGCAGAGCACGCCGGCAAGGAAAAAACCGUUGAGAGCAUGUUGAAUAGACCUCUGCCGCCAAUACCACAACAGGCGCAAGGCUCACAAAACCCGUUAGAACGAGUGCAUGAGUCAGACAGUGAUGACAAUGAUUUAUACGAGGACAAUAAAAGUGAUGAGGGUAGUGAUGAUGAUGAAAUCGUAGAACAGGAUGAUGACGAUAAGAACACUAACGAAGGUAAUGGCCGGAGUAGAAGCAGUGAACGUGCGAGCGGUAGUAGAAACGGUGGUAAUCAAACUACGGGUGAAGUAAAAUUAAACUUCUCCGAUCUCUCAAAUAGCAAACCAAUCGCGAUCGGCCCCGAAAAUGAAUUGAAACGGCGGAAACGUGUAGAGCGACAGACCAACAUCGAACAAAAAGUGAGCGAAAUCAGACGAAAACAGCGCGAAUCGGAGGAAAGAAAGCAUGCGGCGAAGAAAAGAAGGUCAUUAAUUACUUAUAUAGCGGCGGGUGUUGUUGUGGGUGUGAUUUGUGUGUAUGCAUAUUCGAAGUUUGCCUAAAGUGCCCAUUGAGUGGCACAAAAUGUCCCAAACCCCCACAUCCCUGCCCUUCAUAGUAUCAAUCGAUAGUUAUCUUUGUGACGCGCCUAUGCACUAGAGCGCUUCAUAUACGAUACAUACAUACACAAUAAUAAAGCUCUCGCCAAUAUAAAUAAAUAAAUAAAUAAUGCGUUCACGUAAUUCUUUAGAACACAUACACACACCGAAAUAGUAAUCGAAGCCAAGUAAAAAUAAAUUCAAAGUACUAAUUUUUCAUUUAGUUAAGAGCCAAGAUUACACACAAAUGAACAUUAUGCAUAAAUUAGUUACAAAUAGUUACCGAAAUAAGUUUUCGAUUUCUAAUCAAUAGCCAGAUUUUAUUUUAUGUUUUCGUACAAAUCAUGUCUAAGUCGAGAAGAAUUGAUAAUCAUUUUUGCAAUAAAUACGCCGUGGCCGCAAUAAUAGCACAGCAGUAUUUUGCCAGCGAAUGCGCGGAAUUUUUAUGUAUGGAAAAAAAUGCGUAACACCGCCAACACAAAAAAAAAACAAUUAAUUAUUAAAAAUCAAUGCGAAUUUGAAGUCACUUGAAAUUUACACAGUAUUAUACUGAAAUUGAAUUGGCUAGAAAAUGGCGUACCCUUAAAAGUUUGACACUUUGAUGGGCUUUGAUUUGUUUAAAGGGGGAGCCUGGUUUAUGAGGUCUAAAAAUUGCAUCUCUUUGCGAUUUUUUUUUUUUUUUAAGGAAAAAAAUUUAUUUAGCACUGCAAAGUUUUUUCUAUCUUUUAAUGAACAUUUAAAAAGUAUAAAAAUUUUUGUACUGGUUAAAAUAAGUUGAAAAAAAUGUUUAACAUAGAAAUUAGUAGAGCGCUGCAACGCUGGAGUUUCCAACUGGCGUACAAGAUACAGCUCGUAAUUAUUAUCUAACGCAAAAAAUUCAAUUGGAUUUCUAAUUAUCAUGAUUUUUUAUUCUAGAUAAACUAAAAAAACUGAGAGAAAUUCCAAAAUUUUAACUUUUUGGAGGUUUUAAAGAAAAAAAUGCCUUUCUAUA
Messenger RNA from Anastrepha obliqua, 3361 nucleotides. RefSeq names its product tyrosine-protein phosphatase non-receptor type 61F (gene Ptp61F). The record is from RefSeq and is a predicted model, not a curated record. The transcript has 7 exons. The coding region runs from base 592 to 2334 and encodes 580 amino acids. Lineage: Eukaryota; Metazoa; Arthropoda; Insecta; Diptera; Tephritidae. Gene Ontology annotation, molecular function: protein tyrosine phosphatase activity. Gene Ontology annotation, biological process: protein dephosphorylation.